Messenger RNA from Geodia barretti, 1522 nucleotides. The record is from the annotation of a GenBank genome assembly. Lineage: Eukaryota; Metazoa; Porifera; Demospongiae; Tetractinellida; Geodiidae.
GUUCCUCUUUCACCCGAAAUAGAUUGUGUACGGCGACAUGUCAGCUCAAGUUCAGCUGAUGCCACGGCUGCAGGAAGUAGGUACCGCCCUCCACCCUAGUAGUGCGGAUGAAACGCGAGCCCAGGUGCCGGAAAACGACGUAUUUGCAGCAGACGGCGGACAAAACGCGGAGGCAGCUGCAACGAACCACCUUGUCGUCCAAGGCGGUGGAUUUUGGAGCGGUAUAAACGGCCGGGAACAGAGCCCCUUCAGGUCUCCAUCGCCGGAGUACGUUGACGCUGUUGAGUACCUGCAGUACGAACUACAACAUAAGGCCAUGGGAGAAACUGUCACGCGGGGAGACACAAACGAGGUUGAAGAAGACUCGGUGGAGAAUGCUCAGAGGCUAACCCUCACCAGAGAUCCUGCCAAAUACAACUCAUCUUCAUCUGAUCUUGGUAUAGGUAUCAGAGUGGCUGGCGGAGUGGGGUGUGAGAAAUGUGGAGAGCUGCAUACUGUGAUCACCGAUGUUACUACCACUGAUAUCCCAAACCAGUACAAAGGACUGGCGGUGAUGGAGUGGUGUAGACACGGGGUGGACGGUGUCACCCACGAGGAGAUGAGGAGAAUCAUUGCCAGAACUGAGGAGGAGACUAGCAUUCAACUCAUUGUCAAGGAAUGCAGAGGUCCUUCACUGCCAAAAGCUGAGGAUAAUAGCUCCAGGGAACCGCUCAACGUUGACCAAGACGUUUCAUCACAGGUCCCCAACUUCACCACCGACUCUCCCCGACGCUCACCCUCCAGUUCCACCGACAGAGAAGCCUCCUACACUCCCAAAUCCCUCUCCCCCACCCCCUCCCCAAUCCACUCACGCACCUGCACACCCUCACACUCCCCAAGCACCACCCCUUCCCCCACACCCCCUCCCUCUCCGAACACCCCCCGCAGGGGACCCGUGAAAAAGCAAAAUCUCGACCCCCGACCGGUCUCAAUAAACCUCCCAGUGUCUCGAGAAGUGGUCGUUGCCCCAAAGUUCAUGAUAAACGGAAUUCCGACAGGUCCUCCUCAGGAGGCGGGGCAGAGCAAGAAGUUUUUUACUGUUGAGAGCUUCCUGGGCAGUGCCCCUGCUGCCUCCAUACAUAUGUCACUGAGGUAUCGGGAGGACGAGGACCACCUGAGGAUACUGCUGCACGAGGUGAAACAGUCUCUGAGGAAGAACGGGUCAAAGUCCUCGAGCACACCUCAGGGACACUACUUCAUCAACGCCUAUCUUUUCCCCGACACAGAGUGAGCUUUUCAGUUAUAUGUGUAUAUACAUGGGUGUUAGAGUGGAGUUGUGUGGACAUUACUGUAGCUAGAGUGGAGUAAGGAAAAAAUACUAGGGUGAACUAAACUUUCUACCUACAACCCUAUUGCACUGCACUCUCCAGUGCAGUGCGAUAGGGUGGGCUAAACUUUUCGUACUUUUAGCAAGCAAGUGGGGGGAAAGACAGGCCAACCAACCAUCCUGAAUACCUUGACUAUAGCUGGAGAGUGCAGUGAA